AUGAAGGUGCUUUUCAUUGGUGGUACAUGCAUAGGACUGAAUCCAGUCACGGGACUUACACAAAAGGACUUGUCUAAAAUGAGGUUCACAAGGUGCUCCUGGAAGCUUUUGUUUGCUGUGGUAAUGGCUAUUUUCCAGUCCAUAGGAACCUGCUUAUGUUUCUACAGGCUGUUCAGGAUGCCAUCGUCUCUUUCUGCUUUAGCUUUCGUAAUAUUCUUUUCAACAGCCUCCCUCACCACAUAUUCGUUUAUGUGGAUCGCCUCAAAAUGGCCGGCUCUGAUGAAGGAGCUGAUCAGCUCUAAGCUGGAUGAGUACAUUGACCCUAACGUUAUACGGAAAUGCAACAUAGCGUGCUGUGGUUUCAUGGGAAUGGCCACCAUGGAACACGUGAUGUCAAUAAUAUCGAGGAUCGGUAGGAUACUGGAGUGCAACGGGGAUACUGGAGUGGAUGUGGGCGAGGUGUUCAUCAAAGUGACGUCACCGUGGCUGUAUGAACUAGAUGUGCCUUACAUUGUGGGUCUUGCAGUUGUUUUGCAGUACUUUAAUAUAGUGGCGACAGCUACUUGGAACUAUGCAGAUAUCUUCAUUGUGAACAUGAGUCUGUACCUCACUUCGAUAUUGCAACAGAUUAACAAAAAGAUUGCAGCCACUGCUAGUAAGAACUAUGUCCCCGCAUCAAAAUGGGGAGAGUUAAGGGAGGACUACACUCGAGCUAUGAACCUGGUAAAACGGUUUGAUGACGUGCUGAGCGGGAUCGUGCUGAUAUCGUUCGCUAAUGAUCUCUUCUUCAUAUGUAUGCAGCUUUAUAAUAUACUAGCGAAUAAUAUAAGAACUACGCAAGUUCUUACUAAAAUGUGUCCAGCAUACGAGAAUAGUAAGUUCCAUUCAAUGUGCAUUUCUACCGUCCUCUUCAAAAACUACAAAGUUUCUUUGUUACUAAAAACCAGGUUAAAAUUUUCAUUUUCCAGUUACACCCGAUACUACAUAUACCCAGCUUACCUGACGUAUUCGUCUGUGUAUCUGUUCGUUCGAUUCCUGGCCGUGGCACUGGUGGCGGCGCGCAUACAUUCAGCGUCAUUGGUACCGGGGCCCAUCCUGUUCGCUGUACCUGCCACCUCGUAUUGCAAAGAGGUUGAAAGGUUUCAGAACCAAGUGAACGAUGGGGUCGUGGUCGCGUUCAGUGGACUACAUUUCUUUUACAUCACUCGAGAUUUGGUACUUACCAUUGCCGGCACCAUAGUUACGUAUGAACUGGUACUUCUACAGUUUAGUACGGACGAUGGAAAGUCCUAAAUUAUAAACAAAACCUCGACCAUUUUAAUUUCUUCUACAAACUUGUAAAAAACUUCUCGCUCUAUAUUUUAUAACAAAAAAGAAAAAAACUUUUAAAAUAAGAACACAAUGUUACCAACUUUUAAAUGUAAAAACUGUUGCCUUGUUCUGAAUUCGAAUUAAAAGUAAAAAGUUUGAUUGAAAAUAGUUUUAAAAAUGUAACAAUUGGAAUACUCGAUAAGUCUAAUAAUAUAAAAUAGAGAAUUGUUCUCGUAAAUAAUAAAAAAGCAAUAAAAUAAAAUUGUGUUUUCAAUUGGAAACUGAUGUUCCAUUGUUGGCAUGUUUUUGCCAACUAUCCCAAUUUUGUUGGUAGUGAUUGUUUUAGUGGAAGCAGUGCCGAUAUCUGACUUACUUAAUGAGAACAUGCCAAGCAAUCGUGAAUGUAGGAAAGUAUGCCAGGAUCUGCCCGAACUAGAUCUGGAGCCAGUCUGCAUGAUGUUCAGCCGGUAUAAGAAGGGAUUCCAGUACUUCGUCAACAUGUGUCAUGCGAGACGAGCUGUCUGCAAGGAGAAUGUUUUGUUACACGUAGUUCAUCCAAGCAGAUGUAAAAAGAGUAACCAAUUCUUCCUGCCAGUAGUUUAAGACUCAUACUCAAUUUAAGAUUAACAUACAUGAUUGAAGAUAACACAAAGAACGCAAACCGAAGAUCUUCAGAAAAAGAAACAGAGACAGGCGUUAAUUACUAUAUAAAAGAUAUAAGUACACACAAUAAACAAUAAUAUCUGGUAGAGAAUGCCAUAUUGGCAUUAAGUCCACCUCUGUCUGAUUGUACAUAAAGUGUAAAUACAUUUACUCCAAUUAAACCAAAAGGCACCAAAUACCAUCAAAUAUAAUCACAAAGUAAUCAUGAGAACAUAGCCUUAAAUCAACCUUCAAAUCAUAACCUAAAAAAACAUCGCAACCUGAAAUACUUUUAGCUCUAACACUGUAUAAGAAAGUAAGUAAAGAAUCAGUAAAAUUGGGUUAUUCAUUUUGCCUAUUCAAAAAUCCCUUACAAAGAAUUUUCUACCCCUUCCUCGUCUUAAUUGUGUAGUUAAUAAGAUCACGAGAAACGAGCCGAAGGAAAGACAGAAAUAAUGCGAAUUUGUUUUGCUCUCUUUCGUGUUUUUUGCUCCGUACCUGAAGUCCGGAGCUAAACGGAUUGUCGUUUUCAGUAUACUUUUAAAACAUUCCUUUUUUAAGUUGAAACGACUAAACUGGCUCAGAUAACUGAGCAUAAAACCAUGUUUUACACACACAUAGGCACAUUACGGUUAAGACAGAGUAGAAUACAUUAAAUUCGUAUAAUUCUGUAUAAACUGACUAACGGACUACACAUUUAACAGAGACCGGACAGCAGCGCUCUUUGAUAAAUCUGUUAUACCAUUUAAACAGCAAUUGUCAGCAACAUGCUUACCAUGCGUGGAUAUUAUAACAAAUCCUCUGACGUAACGGAGGCACUAAGCCUAGUAUGGAUUGUGUCUGGUUACACUAACACAACGCUUGUUAGUACAAGCGGAAUGAAAACUAAAAAAAAUAAUUGUGUAGCAUGGAUCAACGGAAACUAACACCGAUUCUAUACUGUCACAGGUUGUAGACGAUUUAGCGGAAUUAAAGCAACAUAAAAUAUUAUACAGACGUCCAAAUACGGCCAUCAGUUUGUCUAUCACAAAAAUAAAUACAGAAUGACGAUGUUGGUAAAAUCUUUCAAAAAUAUAAAAGUAACAGGAAUUCGAUGGAAUGUAAAUUUUUUAUAAGUUAAAAAUUGAAAAACAUGUAUAAUACGUAGGACAAUUAUUUUUUGUAUCGUGCCAAAAUCCAAUUAUAAAACUGAAUGCACCAUAUACUAAAAAGUCUAUAAACCAUUGACUGCCUAAAAUUAUGUCUGAUAUAGAAUGCGAAAACUCUACUUAAUGAGAAUGGACGCAACAAUAACCAAGGUUCCCAAGGUCAUUCUAGUUUAGGAAAACACGGAACACAAACACAAAGAGUAACUGUCGUUUCAUUCUGUUAAUUACGAAGCGACCCCUUUCUUUUUUUCCUCACAAACACCGACUAUAUUACACAUCAUGUCCGUACGUGUCCUAUGCAAAAUAUAAUUAUUCGUU
Messenger RNA from Spodoptera frugiperda (fall armyworm), 3419 nucleotides. RefSeq names its product gustatory receptor for sugar taste 64f-like. Bases 1 to 1293 code for a protein of 430 amino acids. Gene Ontology annotation, molecular function: sweet taste receptor activity. The record is from RefSeq and is a predicted model, not a curated record. Gene Ontology annotation, cellular component: membrane. NCBI's taxonomy places the organism in Eukaryota, Metazoa, Arthropoda, Insecta, Lepidoptera, Noctuidae. Gene Ontology annotation, biological process: detection of chemical stimulus involved in sensory perception of taste; sensory perception of sweet taste. The transcript is spliced from 12 exons.